AUGGCUGCUGCAGUUGAGGAUGAUCUGCUGCAGAACCUUGAGAAAUGUGAAGCCAUCAUCAGUGAAGAGGAAUGGAGUGCUGCACUGCAGAACUUUCAGAAUGAAACAGGAUAUAUCCUUCAAACAUGGCUAUUCUUGGAAUGUAGGACUUUGGGAAAAGAUGACAUAAGGUUGCUGUUUGCUGAUAGGCUUCUCCUGUUACUCACAUCCUUGGCAAUGGAUUUAAAAGCUUGCAGUUCCACUCUACAUCAGCAACCUAUGAAUGAACUCAGCCUACAGGAACAUAAAGUUGUGUCAUCUGCCUUGCAAUUCCUUGAUGUGUUUGGGAUCCUGCCUUACUUGAAGUGUGGGUUUGGGAUCCCUCUAGAGAAACGUUUUCCUAGCCAGGUCCUGCCAUUCAUCCCAGUGAAGCAGGAAGGUCAUUAUGAGACCAAUCACCUCAUUGGUGUCAUGACUGGGAUUCUUGUGAUGAUUGAAGUUCAAGAACUCCUUGCACUCUUCCUAUCAUCCCCUGUCUGUGUGGAUGUGUUAGCUGCAUUUCUCCAACUUGUGCAUCACUGUGAUGAUGUAGACAAAGUCAUCCAAAAACACCUCAAGAUCCAACUCUACAAGCAGUUUCUUCCAAAGAUUCCCCAAGUGGAACUAGUGAAGCUUCUGAUGCUUCUCAUGGGCACUCGAGAUAUCCAGGCAAGUUCAGGAGACUGGUUGCGGCAGGUCGGACAGGUAAUCCUGAAUCAGGUGCUGUUGUCUUCAGGAGGUGUGAGGGCAUUCAUGACUGGAAUCACAGAUGCAGAGAGUCAGUCAAAUGCAUCUACAAGAUGGGAUGUAUGCAAUACUGUUGCUCGUAUUGUUGUGCAUCUGGCCUCAAGGAACAGACGCCCACUUGCUCUGGAGAACAACAUCUGCCCUCAGCUGUUGGAGCUAUUAAAUGUUAAAAAUGAAGAGGGAACAGGGAGUUUCCUGCGGAUUUUGGGUACAACAUUGGAUCUUCUUCACAAGUCUCAUCCAGAGGCCAUCUCAGUUCACAUCUUCACCCCACUCUUCUCAUUCCUCUCCUUAAGUAAUGUGGACAUCUCCGAUGACAUUGAACGCCUGCAUAGACUAUUUGUGGCUGGGACUUCAGUGGGGCUUGGAUCAGCGUUUGUGACCCAAGGCCUGGGUCCACACAUUUGGUCAUUGAUUUGCAUUCAUGCUGAGAGUGGGGUGUCUUAUUUGAAGAACAUCCUGGGGGAAAUCCUCCUCCAAUACUUUGAGUCAGAGACAGAACAGAGACGGAAGGAGAUACUUGAAGGGAUCUUGGGGAUUCGAGACCUGGAUCUUCCUGGUGUGGAUGUGAAUAUCCAUGUGAAACCUAGUUCUGGGGGAGGUCUUGUCAUUACUUCUCAGCCUCCAUCUGGUGCAGAGGAGGAGAUCUGGUUGUGCUUGGCUGAGUCUGUUUGUGAUCUCAUUAUCCAUCUCAGAGAACCUAGUUUGCUGCUGGGAAUUUUCCUCAAUAUCCUUCAAAGCCUGUCUUCAUCAGAGUUGUCAUUGGCCCGCUUUGUUCGACUCUCAGCUGCAGCAUCCACUCUUUCCAUGAAACCAUCCACCAUUGAGGCUGUCCUGCAGUGUCCCUCACAUUCCUUAGCUGUCUUGACUGUGAUUUUGGAGAGAGGAAAAGAGAGCAUGCAGGAAACUAGCAGUGAGAAGGGGGAGGAGUCAGAGUCCUUGUUGAUGGCUAUAGUUACAGCCACCUGUCUACUUUCUCAAGUUCAGGCAUGUGAUGGAAUCUGGACUGAGGCCAAGGCUUUAUUGCCAAUCCUCCGUUCUCUAUCAUCCAGCCACACAAACCCCCAGGUCCGAAAGGCUGCAGACGAGCUGCACACAAUUGUGGCUAUGCAUGGUCUUGUUCUGCACUCUGCUGCAUCAGAUGAUAGAACCAUGGCACCUCCUUCAUCAGCUGAGAACUCUUCUGACAAAAACGUGGAGAAAUUAGAUGGAAAGGAGAAACUUCAGAAGAAAUCUGCAAACAAGGAGACUUUUGAGGAUGCCCUUCAUGAUGUCUGUGACCCACUGUUGCCAGUUCAGGGGCAUGGAAUCAUCACUCUUUCUAGGCUCUUGUUACACAAGGACCCAGAAACCCUGCAGCAUCUGGAGCAAAUCUUUGCCAUUCUACAGAGAUGUCUGAAGCAUGAAGACUCUUAUGUGUACCUGAGUGCAAUACAGGGCCUGGUGGCCUUGGGGACAGUUUCCCCCAAUGUGGCUGUCCCAGUGCUAGCUCAACAUUAUUCAGACUUGGGAGAAAGGGAUGCAGAUGAAGACACCAGACUCAAGGUUGGAGAAGCCCUAGUUCGCAUCACCAAGCUUCUAGUGUUGACAUGUAUACGAGAAGGGGACCCCAUCCUCCGUGCUUCCAGCCUCUCUUGCCUUGCCAACCUCUGUGCUGCCCUUAACUUUGCUUUGGGACCAAUCUUACAAGAGGUAUUGUCAAUUGUGAACAUGUGUUGUGAAGACAAGAACUUAGAAGUCCGUCGAGGAGCUGCCAAUGCUCUCCAAGUCAUCCUAAGAGGUCUUGGCAAGAAUUUUCUUCACAUCUUAGGAGGAGAUGUCAGGGAUGUGUAUCGUCAAAUCAAAUCUCUCCACCGCCAAGAUCCGGAUCCUAUUGUGCAGCUCCAUGCCCAGUUGGCUCUUGAGGAACUUGAUUCCUCCAUGAAAGAACUCAUUGCAUCUGAAAUGAAAAUAGAGAAGAAGAUCAGAAUCCUUCAUCCAUCCAGCUGA
Molecule: messenger RNA, 2754 nt
Organism: Darwinula stevensoni
Lineage: Eukaryota; Metazoa; Arthropoda; Ostracoda; Podocopida; Darwinulidae
Source: the annotation of a GenBank genome assembly